Molecule: messenger RNA, 1761 nt
Organism: Gossypium raimondii (Peruvian cotton)
Lineage: Eukaryota; Viridiplantae; Streptophyta; Magnoliopsida; Malvales; Malvaceae
Exons: 9
Coding region: 187-1416 (409 amino acids)
Cellular component (GO): membrane
Source: RefSeq, a predicted model, not a curated record
UAAAGAAAAAUGGGCAAAGCCCGACCCAUUGAAUGUUUGUCGGAGAAUGGACGAAGACUCUCAGAGUUGCAGAGGAAAAAGAAAAAGAUUAUGAUUUUCCAAUUCAAACCAAGGUUUUACUAGGGUUUUACCACUCUCUCUCUUGAACGGGAAAACGGAAAAUCAAUCAGUCCUUGAAAAACCGAAAUGAGUAAGAUGUUGAGAGUGGGUUCCCUGAAAAACGCCGUAACAACUCUUAGAUAUCUCCAGGAAUCCUCCUUCUCAACUGCCGUUAUCCGCCAGCAUUCUUCUUCAGCUCCGCCUUUCGCCACCACCGUUCGCCAUCUUCGUACCGGCCGCGACCCUAGCUUCAGGUACGAGACUUCUCCUCCUGUAAACUGGGGCAUCCGCAUCGUACCGGAGAAGAAAGCCUACGUGAUAGAAAGAUUCGGAAAAUACUUGAAAACGCUGCCGUCUGGGAUACAUUUCCUAAUCCCAUUGGUGGAUCGAAUUGCCUAUGUUCACUCCCUCAAGGAAGAAGCCAUUCCUAUCCCGGACCAAUCCGCUAUUACCAAAGACAAUGUCAGCAUUCUCAUCGAUGGCGUUCUUUAUGUCAAGAUUGUGGACCCCAAACUUGCCUCCUAUGGCGUGGAGAACCCAAUCUAUGCUGUCAUUCAGCUUGCUCAAACUACCAUGCGUAGCGAGCUUGGUAAAAUUACUCUCGACAAGACCUUCGAAGAGAGGGACACUCUCAACGAAAAGAUUGUGGAGGCCAUCAAUGUGGCCGCAAAAGACUGGGGCCUGCAAUGUCUCCGUUAUGAGAUAAGGGAUAUCUCUCCACCCCGUGGAGUAAGGGCAGCUAUGGAGAUGCAAGCAGAAGCAGAGCGUAAAAAGAGAGCUCAAGUUCUUGAAUCUGAAGGAGAACGACAGUCGAAUAUAAAUAUUGCUGAUGGUAGGAAAAGUGCUGUGAUCUUAGCAUCUGAAGCUGCAAGAAUGGAUCAGGUUAACCGAGCACAGGGUGAGGCAGAAGCAAUCCUUGCUAGAGCACAAGCUACUGCUAAAGGAAUUGCCUUGGUGUCGCAGUCAUUGAAGGAAAAUGGGGGAGUGGAGGCUGCAAGUUUGAGGAUUGCAGAGCAGUACAUUCAAGCCUUCAGCAAUAUUGCCAAGGAGGGUACAACAAUGUUACUUCCUAGUUCAGCUGCAAACCCUGCCAAUAUGAUUGCCCAAGCUCUCACCAUGUACAAAAGCCUGGUGAGCAAUUCUUCAACUGGUGAUUCUCAUGUAAACAAUUCUCUUGAGCUAUCCAGAAGCACAAAGCAUGCUCCUCCUGGAGAGACUGAAGGCGAAAUCCCUAACCCCAGAGCUGUGGAAGCAAGGGACACAAAUCAUGUUGGUGAAGUAGGAUUUUCACUUCAGAGCUCCAAGAAGAAAGAAUAGAAGUGAUUUUACCCAAAUUCCCAUUGCCUGAAAACCAGAUUUUGUUUCUGGGGUUCUUGUACGGGCACAUCUUUGGUAGUAGUUAAAAGGUUCUGAAAAUUACCAAAAGGAAGGCAAGGAUUUAAGGGAAUUUUUAGAAUUUGAUGAAAGGAUGCUCAUUCAUUUGCCAAGUGUUUAGAAUUGCCAUGUUAUGUAGGACGGAUAUAGUUAUCUUUGAUUGUCUCAAGAAUCCAACUAAAGGUUAAAAAGUUUUCAGGAACGGAACACCUGUGUUGCCCAAGUGAAAAAACUUCAUCCUACACUCUACCUAUACCCUAAAUAAAGUAAAACUUCUUUUUUUCUUUA